GUAAAGAGAGGGUGGAGAAAUCGCAUAUCCGACGCCAAAACAUUUAUCACAAGACAAUAAUAAUAGUAAUAGUUAAUCUAGAUCUACGGAUUAUUAACUUGUUAUCGCCAUCUUCACAACUAUUCUGGGCUGUUCUGGCGCUGUCAAAAUUAACCUCGGCACCAGGCGGGUGGGAUAGCCUCAACUUCCUCCGCCGCCGCCGUCGCCGCCCGCCCCCAGCGCAACAUCAUAAACUCUUGUUGCUCCCAUUCCUCAACUCUCCUCCCCCCACUCCCACCACUCCUCGCUGCUGCCACGGUGUUGCUGAUCCAACAACUUUCCACUUCUCUCAAUUGUCCUAUGAGUGGCCGCUGCGCCUUAUCUAUUCUCCCGUGUUACACCUACUUACUACCUGCUCUCUUAUCCCGGCUCUCGUCCCUCUCACAAGGUCUAGCUAGACCUUGCUAGUUGCCUCUGCUCAUUCAGUUAGCUGUUAUAGUCAACAAGGACGCCUUUCUCCGCAUUUUUAGUGCGAUAACUAUCUAAACGCUCCUUCAUACUCUAGAAGAAAUCCAUCGAGCUUCUGCCAUCAUGGGUACCAACCCGUCGAGAUCAACAAACCUGGCUUUGCUGCCGUUAGCCAGAGAUUCUGUCCUACUGCCCGGUGUCACCCUCCGUAUUCCGCUGUCAGACCGUCCUGAUAUCCCCCUGCUCCUUACCUCUCUCUUCAGCAAAAGCUCGUCGAAGACUGGAAAUGCCACUCUUGUUGGCUGUGUUCCUCUCAAUUCGCCCUUCCUGAGCAAGGAUGGCAAGCAGCUGUUGGAAAAUGUGGACAGAGCGAGCACACGAUCAACAGCUUCUAAAACAAUCGAUCCAGCUAAGGCGUCCAGGCACGAUCUCUUCGGCUAUGGCACAGUAGCUAAGGUAGCCGGCGUCCAGGGAAGACCAAACAGUGAGCCAUAUCUACUUGUGGAAGGCUUGAGAAGGUUUUCGAUUCGCAAAGUUACCAAGGAGACACCCUUCUUUGAGGCGGAUAUCACGAUGCAUGAUGAAAUCGUCGCCCUUGCCACCGACAUCGAAAUCGUAACACUCUUCGACCAGGUCAAACGGCUGUCAAGAGAGCUUUUAGCUUUCCUCAGGCUCACGUCCUUCUUUUCCCACCAAGCCAACGGCAUAUCACCUCUGAUUGCUCGACGGUUCGAACUUUUUAUUGCCAAAAAGAAUAUUUCGCAAGCAGGAACACUCGCUGAUUUUAUGACGGAUGUUGUGGAAACUACAUUCGAAGAAAAGCUACAGGUUCUGGCUUCGGUUGACCUGAAGACUAGGCUAGAAAAGGUCGUUGAGCUUUUGUCAAGACAAGUUCAAGGCAUGAGAAAUAAUAUCAAGGUGACUUCCAUCACCACAUCGAGUAAUCCUUCGAAUUUUGGCGUUGAUAUCAAUCAGUUGGACCCGCGGCAAAGAGAACUCCUCUCCAGGCGCUCUAUGACGGGAAUGAACGGGUUUCCACCUGGGAUUAACGGAGGCAUGGGGGAUGGUGGUGAAGAAAAAGAACCGAAUGAAAUAGAUGAACUCCAGCAGAAGCUUCAAGAUGCCAAGCUAAGCCCGGAAGCCCAGAAGGUAGCAGAUCGAGAACUCAAACGGCUCCGUAAGAUGAAUCCUGCCAAUGCUGAAUAUGGCGUCUGCCGAACCUACUUGGAGAAUCUGGCUGAGAUCCCUUGGACUAAGGUCACUGAGGACCAAUUGGGUAUCGAAACACUCCAGAGAGCCCGGAAACAGCUGGACGAUGAUCACUAUGGUCUGGAAAAAAUUAAAAAGCGCCUACUGGAAUACUUGGCAGUUCUUAAGUUAAAGCAAACUCUCAACAACGACGUUGACAAUCAAAUUUCGAAGCUCUCAACGGAUUUGGACGUUUCUGAGAGCCGCAGCGAGGAUGAAGCCGAAUCUAAAUCUGAUUUUGACCGGGACGCUAUAGAAACUAAGUUACAGCUUCUCAAAUCAAAGCGUAUGGCAGAUAAAUCUCCAAUUAUGCUCCUGGUUGGCCCUCCUGGUACCGGAAAGACCAGCCUGGCCAAGUCAGUUGCCACGGCACUUGGCCGCAAAUUCCAUCGUAUUUCUCUUGGAGGUGUGAGGGAUGAGGCUGAGAUUCGUGGACACCGGAGGACCUAUGUCGCUGCCAUGCCUGGGCUGAUCGUGAAUGGGCUAAAGAAAGUGGGUGUCGCCAACCCAGUUUUCUUGCUUGAUGAGAUUGACAAAGUGGGCGGUUCCAAUUUCCACGGCGAUCCAUCAGCUGCCAUGUUGGAAGUCCUUGACCCAGAGCAGAACCAUAGCUUCACAGAUCACUACAUCAACAUUCCCAUCGAUCUGAGUAAGGUAUUGUUCAUCGCAACCGCGAACUCUUUAGAUACCAUUCCUCCGCCCCUCCUAGAUCGUAUGGAAACGAUCCAACUCUCCGGUUACACAACCAUUGAGAAAAAGCAUAUUGCCUCCCGCCAUCUCGUGCCCAAACAGAUCCGCACGAACGGCCUCUCGGACGGCCAAGUUCUCCUCUCAGACGAAGUCCUCGAGAAAGUCAUCACAGCCUACACCCGCGAGUCCGGCGUCCGCAAUCUGGAACGCGAAAUUGGCUCCGUCUGCCGUUACAAAGCCGUCCAAUACGCCGACGCGAAGGACGCUUCCAAAGAAGACACAUACAACCCGCAUGUCUCCAUCGAAGACCUCGACGAGAUCCUCGGCAUCGAACGCUUCGACGAAGAAAUCGCAGAAAAACACGCGCGGCCGGGCAUCGUGACGGGUCUCGUCGCCUACUCCACCGGCGGCCAGGGUAGCAUCCUCUUUAUUGAAGUGGCUGACAUGCCCGGCAGCGGCAGUGUGCAGCUUACCGGCAAGCUGGGUGAUGUGUUGAAAGAAUCCGUCGAGGUAGCACUUACCUGGGUCAAAGCGCACUCGUUCGACUUAGGAUUGACCCACGACCCUAACGAGGACAUCAUGAAACAUCGCAGCUUGCAUGUGCACUGCCCAUCCGGAGCGAUCCCGAAGGAUGGACCUUCGGCCGGCCUCGCACAUACCAUCGCCUUGAUCUCUCUAUUCUCUGGCAAGACGGUGCCACCAGACGUCGCCAUGACGGGUGAGAUAUCUCUUCGUGGCCGCGUGAUGCCUGUUGGUGGCAUUAAAGAGAAGCUCAUCGGCGCGCACCGUGCGGGCGUGAAGACGGUGUUGCUCCCUGAACAUAAUCGCAAGGAUGUACGAGAAGUGCCUGCUGAGGUUAAGAAUAGUUUGGAGAUUGUGCAUGUCAAGCACAUCUGGGAAGCAAUCCGGCACAUUUGGCCGCAUGCGCACUGGCCAGGCGAACACACGCCGAUGCUUGAGAGCAGAUUAUAAUUCCUCAUUUUCUGACCCUGCGGUUUUACCGUGUGUCAGUCCUUCGUCAAUGAAAGAAAGUAUCCCACUGAGCAAGAUUGCAUAAUUAGCGAACGGUGUUUGAUCUUUUAUUUAUUGGUUCUUUAUUGUUGUUCUUUCCUUUGUCAUCCCAAUUUGUAUUCUUCCAUACCCGUUUUUGUCUUUUCUUUCUAUAUUCCUACGGUACAAACAUAAUAAGCAUUGAUUUUUGUAGUGCAACACCCUACUCCUCUCCAAUCCCGCGCCUAUUUCGGGCUGGUUUUCAAGUUAAUUAACACCUGCGCGUUGCGUCAUUCCCAUAUCUCGUUGAGAGAACGAGGAACCCUUUUAGUGACCACUAUCCUAGUUGUUAGUUUUUUUUUUUUUUUUUUUUUUUUUUUAUUGUUGUAUGUAUAAGUGUUUCUCCAAGUAUGUAAGUGAUCAAUCAAUGAAAGGGGUAUUUUGGAAAACUGCUAUGGAAGAAACGUUUCUGUAAUGAUUCUCCUGGUUAGCUUCUGAGGGUUUGGGGAGAAAGCGCGUGCCAGGGCCUCUAUAUUCAGAGUUUUACGUCCUACAAACUUUCUGAAAUUCCCCAUAACAGAAACAUGUCUAUUUUUAUAUCACACUAAAUAGAAAAUACAUAACUGAAACCCAUUUGCGGGUUUCCUCCUUUCUAUUCUCGUUUCAUAUCUAAACGAGGGAGAGACUUACACCUCGAACGUCUUCAACCCACGUGAAAGGAUCUCUAAAAACAACAAAAA
This is a messenger RNA of Blastomyces gilchristii SLH14081, 4115 nucleotides long. RefSeq names its product lon protease like 2, peroxisomal. Gene Ontology annotation, cellular component: peroxisomal matrix. NCBI's taxonomy places the organism in Eukaryota, Fungi, Ascomycota, Eurotiomycetes, Onygenales, Ajellomycetaceae. The record is from RefSeq and is a predicted model, not a curated record. The transcript is spliced from 3 exons. Gene Ontology annotation, molecular function: ATP hydrolysis activity; serine-type endopeptidase activity; ATP binding. Gene Ontology annotation, biological process: protein quality control for misfolded or incompletely synthesized proteins; protein processing; protein targeting to peroxisome. Bases 571 to 3357 code for a protein of 928 amino acids.